GGGAGAGGAGGAAGAACCGCAUCCCUUUCCACAACUCCCCUCCUCACAACGGGGGAGUCACUCCUCCUCCCGCCGUUUUUACUACAGCCAUGGGGGACCAGAUGCUAACUCACUCUGAAAGCCAUGGCAGAUACGGGGAUCAAUACAACCGAUUUCCGAAUGACUCAUUCAAGUGCUAGCAGUUUCUAGAGUAUACAACAACAUCUCGCUUCCCUUGUACAAGACGUUCACUGCAACCGCAAAUUACAGCACAGGGUGGAACUACAUCAACACGCGGAAACAUGGGUAACGAUCCAGAAGCAUCCGCCUGCUUGCCGCCAUACAUUCAACAACUGGCCACGGCAAUCUCCUCCUCCGACGGCUACGCUGUCAUCUCCAUUGCUGCAGCCACCCUUGCCGUGGGGUUAAACUUAAUCCAGGCCGUCGUCGUCAUGCUCUUUGCCUGCACAUGGAAGUCCGCCUACUACAUUGCACUCUGCUUCUGCGGACUGCUCUCCGCCGUCGCCCUCGUGUGGCACGUUGUCGCCAUUCGCCUGCCGCACACGGAAGGCUGCGGGGCCGUCCCUUCGGCGCUCUCCAUAGCCGUCCUCGUCGGAUACACGGCUCACAUGACGGCUCCGAUCAUCCACCACUGCAUAGCCGACACUUGGCCGAGAGCGUUUGCCAGCCACUCUCGUAACCGUGGCAUCUGCGUUCUCCUGAACGGCUUUGCCUGGUGCGAGACGGCCCUUCUGGCGGCCGCCGUGCUCUCCGACUGGCCCUCCGUUCCGCCGACGCCUCGAGCAACCUCGCUCGGUGGCAACAUCUUGACUCAAAGAGAGAGUGCUUGGGAGGACGCCUGCGCACUGCCGCGGUUCUGGUCGUCGACGUUCUCGGUCUUUGUGUCCGUCCUCUACUUCUUGCACGUCCUCCUGGACCUGGUCAUCCUGGCCGACAUGACGCUCGCGGACGGGAAGCAGAGACAGUAUUCCGAGUGCGACAGUGUCUACGAGUACAGAGUGAGAGGCGAUCUACGGCAGUUAUGGACAAAGUUCUUUCUCCUCAUCCUGGGGACCUCGCCCUUUGUUGCUACCAUGCUGUAUCAAGCCGCUGGUCCCUUUGGUGCUCACUGCACGCUGUUCAAGGAGCUGCUUCCAGUAUGGACACUGAUCAGCAGCGUGAUGCUCGGCGUGGCGCUACCGCUGGUGCACGUGUUCAGCGACGAAGUGGUCGCUGGUGGUUCAAUUAUGGUGCUGAGGAGACUGUUCUGCUGCACCUGCUCGAGGCGGUCGAGGGUUGGCCCUCAGCCAGAUCGCGUUCCGUGCCACCAGAGGUUCUAACUAGUGAAGCAUGUCGUUACAGCACCAUGCCAAAGAUGGAGCUUACCACCGAAAAUGAGUUAAGUCCUGUCAAGCAAAGUUCAAAUUUUGAAGCGGUGGACUGCGCCAGUCAAUCACAAGCAUUUAUGUAAACGUGCUUUAUAUCAUAUCGACGUCGCUCACUCAAGCAAGGUUGUGAUGCACCGCACAAUUUUAGAGUUGAGCCCUUACAAUCAUGUUCUGUGAACAUUGUAUUCCAUGUGGAGGUGGUCCAAAGACACUAUGCUUGCUGUGCCGAGCACCGUAGUCAUGUAUAUUUUCAAAUAGUGAUGUAGCACAGGCCAUCGUGCAUGCCUAAUUAUGACGCACUAGUGAUGCACUCUAGUCACUGGGUUCUAUUUUCAAUAAAGCACAUCAAACAAC
Molecule: messenger RNA, 1721 nt
Organism: Ornithodoros turicata
Lineage: Eukaryota; Metazoa; Arthropoda; Arachnida; Ixodida; Argasidae
Exons: 2
Coding region: 282-1319 (345 amino acids)
Source: RefSeq, a predicted model, not a curated record